AGACUGCGCGCGGGACUGACGCUGUCACCACGAGCCCGGUUUGCUCUCUCGAGCCCCACGCAACCGUUCAAUCCGCCUAGGUGGCUGUGUGACUACGAGAGAGAGCCAAAGGGUCCGCCGAAGCGGAAAAACGCAAGGACACACGAAACUAGCUGUGGAUUUUAGGAGGAGAAAGUUCAGCUGGUCUCAACCGUUAGAAAGGGAUCGUUUUUUUCAUUCAAUUCUGUCACGUAGGGUCAUAAAUCAUUGAACACAGUGGUCAACGUUGGGCAGAGAUUAUGUCCAUGCAAAUGAACGAGGCAGACAGCGUGGUGAAGGUGGCUGAGUGGCAGCAGACAUACUACGCCCAUGACUCCGGCAUCCAAUCAGGGGCCACGACACUGCGGGACGACGAGAGCAGCACAGAGUACAGCCUGAACAAGAAGUACGCGGGUAGUGCUAGCACCGCCGCCGCCGGGGUUAGCGCUGGGAGAGGCGGGAACGGGGACGCCGCCGAGGGUGACGCAGACAGCCCCACCGACCUCGACCUCCAGUACUCCCUGACCAGGGCCCAGCGCGUCCGAGCCGCCAUGUUCCCGGAGACGCUGGUGGAAGGGGAGGCGGCCAUGCCCGUCCAAUCGGACCCGGCGCAGCAGAGCAACGUGCAGCGGUUGGCCGAGCCCUCCCAGCUGCUGAAGACGGCCAUCGUGCACCUGAUCAACUACCAGGACGACGCGGAGCUGGCCACCAGGGCAGUGCCAGAGCUCACCAAGCUGCUGUCGGAUGACGACCCGGUGGUGGUCAACAAGGCGGCCAUGAUCGUGAACCAGCUGACCCGGAAGGAGGCCAGCCGCCGGGUGCUGGUGCAGUCGCCCGCCAUGAUCGCGGCGGUGGUGCGCGCCAUGACGUCGGCGGCCGACAUCGAGACGGCCCGCUGCGCCGCAUCCGUCCUCCACAGCCUCUCCCACCAGAGGGAGGGCCUGGUCGCCAUCUUCAAGUCUGGGGGGGUGCCGGCCCUGGUCCGGAUGCUGAGCUCUCCGGUGGAGUCGGUGCUGUUCUACGCCAUCACCACGCUGCACAACCUGCUGCUGCACCAGGAGGGCGCCAAGAUGGCGGUGCGCCUAGCCGACGGCCUGCAGAGGAUUGUGCCCCUGCUCAAGAAGAGCAACCCCAAGUUCCUGGCCAUCACCACCGACUGUCUGCAGCUGCUGUCCUACGGCAACCAGGAGAGCAAGCUUAUCAUCCUGGCCAAUGGGGGCCCAGAGGGGCUGGUCUUCAUCAUGAGGAACUACAACUACGAGAAGCUGCUGUGGACCACCAGCCGAGUGCUCAAGGUGCUCUCCGUCUGUCCCAGCAACAAGCCCGCCAUUGUGGAGACCGGUGGCAUGCAGGCUCUAGGCCAGCACUUAACCGGUUCUAGUCAACGGCUGAUCCAGAACUGUCUCUGGACUCUUCGCAACCUUUCUGACGCAGCGACUAAACAGGAAGGGUUGGACGGUCUUCUGCAGAUCCUGGUCACCCAGCUGGGCUCCGACGAUGUCAACAUGCUGACCUGCGCCACGGGCAUCCUCUCUAACCUGACCUGCAACAACUCUCGCAACAAGACCCUGGUGACCCAGUACGGAGGAGUGGAGGCGCUGAUCCACGCCGUGCUCCGCGCGGGGGAGAAGGAGGACGUGGCGGAGCCCGCCGUCUGCGCACUGCGUCACCUGACCUCUCGCCACCAGGACGCCGAGCUGGCCCAGAAUGCCGUGCGGCUCCACUAUGGCAUACCGGCCGUGGUGAAGCUGUUAGGGCAGCCGCACUACUGGCCCGUCGUCAAGGCGACGGUGGGUUUGAUCCGGAACCUGGCGCUGUGCCCGACCAAUCAGGCGCCGCUGAGAGAGGCCGGAGCCAUCCCACGCUUGGUCAACCUGCUGCUAAAGGCUCACCAGGACACGCAGAGACACAGCUCCUCUGGCCAGCAGACCUACCAGGAUGGGGUGAGGAUGGAGGAGAUAGUGGAGGGCUGUACUGGGGCGCUCCACAUCCUGGCAAGAGAUCCCUUCAACAGGGGAGAGAUCGCCAGCAUGCAGACCAUACCAUUGUUUGUGCAGCUCCUGUACUCGUACGUGGAGAAUGUGAAGCGCGUGUCGGCGGGCGUGCUGUGUGAGCUGGCGCUGGACAAGCAGUCGGCCGAGCUCAUCGACGCCGAGGGGGCUUCGGCCCCCCUCAUGGAGCUGCUGCACUCCAACAACGAGGGCAUCGCAACCUACGCGGCCGCCGUGCUCUUCCGCAUCUCGGAGGACAAGAGCUCCGACUACAGGAAGAGGGUCUCCGUGGAGCUCACCCACUCCCUCUUCAAGCAUGACCCCGCGGCCUGGGAAAUGGCUCAUCAUGCGAUGCCUAUGGAGCCCACCUACCUGGCAGACGAGCUCGAUGGCUCCUACCCGACGUACGGCUACACAGACCUUCCCCUGGACACCCAGCCCUUACCCGACCUUCACGAGUCCUACAUGCCUGACAUGACCUACGACCCCAGACACCCUUACCCGGAACCCCUCUAACAGGU
Gadus macrocephalus (Pacific cod) is the source of this 2530-nucleotide messenger RNA. Its product is annotated as junction plakoglobin-like. The record is from RefSeq and is a predicted model, not a curated record. Gene Ontology annotation, biological process: cell adhesion; positive regulation of transcription by RNA polymerase II. Gene Ontology annotation, cellular component: catenin complex; adherens junction. Gene Ontology annotation, molecular function: transcription coactivator activity; protein phosphatase binding; cadherin binding. NCBI's taxonomy places the organism in Eukaryota, Metazoa, Chordata, Actinopteri, Gadiformes, Gadidae.